Numida meleagris (helmeted guineafowl) is the source of this 6770-nucleotide messenger RNA. RefSeq names its product 3-phosphoinositide dependent protein kinase 1 (gene PDPK1). Lineage: Eukaryota; Metazoa; Chordata; Aves; Galliformes; Numididae. The coding region runs from base 526 to 2115 and encodes 529 amino acids. Gene Ontology annotation, molecular function: ATP binding; protein serine/threonine kinase activity. The record is from RefSeq and is a predicted model, not a curated record. The transcript has 15 exons. Gene Ontology annotation, biological process: intracellular signal transduction; peptidyl-serine phosphorylation.
AUGAUCUUAAAGGUCCCUUCCAACCCAAACCAUACUGUGACUCUGUGAUAGAAUGUUUUGAUAGAACAGUUGAUGUUCACUGUAGUUUGAGAGCACGCAAUCUGUUAUUGUUCUGGGUUGCCUUCAUUCAUGGCAGUCAUUCUGGUGUAGCAACAUAGAGAGGAUACAAAAGGAACGCUGAUGUUGAAGAUUUAACUUAUUGAUAUGGAUCACGUGGUAGUCAUUAUGCCCUCUGCAAGCUAUUCCUGGAAGGAAUUGGAGUAUAAUGGAAAGUGCUACCUGUUCUGUGAUCUCUACACUAAAAGAUACUGCGAGGAACAAUUUGAGGAUAUACCUUCAGAGCCACCCAAUUAUCUGUCCUGAUGACCUGUUCGUUCUUUUGGAAUAUGCUAGAACAUCCUGGGUGUGUUGCACACUAGCCUUUGAAGUGGAGGCUGUCACAAAUAGGUAUUGGAAAACCUGGAGAAGUAUGAUGCUGUUCCAAUCCAGUCUAGUGUGGUGUUAUGUUCCUGUCCAUCCCCAUCAAUGGUGAGGAACCAAGCAGAUUCCAGCACUCCAUCUGUCAUUUCCACCUGUGGCAGCAGACAGGGAUCUAACAUGGAGGGCACCGCAGCUGAAUCAAGAUCUAGUUCAAACUCCUUGCAGCAACAUACAGGACAGCAGCCUCCACAGCCUCGGAAGAAACGACCUGAUGACUUUAAAUUUGGGAAAAUUCUGGGUGAAGGAUCUUUUUCAACGGUUGUGUUGGCUCGAGAAUUGACAAGUUCUAGAGAAUAUGCUAUUAAAAUUCUAGAAAAGCGUCAUAUCAUAAAAGAAAACAAGGUGCCAUACGUGACACGAGAGAGAGAUGUAAUGUCCCGUCUGGAUCAUCCUUUUUUUGUGAAACUCUACUUCACCUUUCAGGAUGAUGAAAAGCUGUAUUUUGGGCUUAGCUAUGCCAAAAACGGCGAGCUGCUAAAGUAUAUACGCAAAAUUGGCUCAUUUGAUGAGACCUGUACCAGGUUUUAUACUGCUGAAAUCGUAUCAGCCCUGGAGUAUUUGCAUGGGAAAGGAAUUAUUCACAGGGACCUAAAGCCAGAGAACAUCUUGCUAAAUGAAGAUAUGCACAUUCAAAUAACAGACUUUGGAACAGCAAAAGUAUUAUCUGCAGAUAGCAGACAAGCACGGGCAAAUUCAUUUGUAGGGACAGCACAGUAUGUUUCUCCAGAACUGCUGACAGAAAAAUCUGCCUGUAAAAGCUCUGACCUCUGGGCUCUGGGAUGUAUAAUAUAUCAGCUUGUAGCUGGAUUGCCUCCUUUCAGAGCUGGAAAUGAGUAUCUGAUAUUCCAGAAGAUAAUAAAGUUGGAAUAUGACUUUCCAGAAAAAUUUUUUCCCAAGGCAAAAGACCUUGUAGAAAAGCUAUUGGUUCUAGAUGCUACCAAAAGAUUAGGCUGUGAAGAAAUGGGAGGAUAUGGACCUCUUAAGGCUCACCCUUUCUUUGAAUCCAUUGUGUGGGAGAACCUACAUCUUCAAACACCCCCGAAACUUACAGCAUACUUACCUGCUAUGUCAGAGGAUGAUGAAGACUGUUAUGGAAAUUAUGACAAUCUCCUCAGCCAGUUUGGUUGUAUGCAAGUUUCUGGUUCUGCCUCUUCACACUCACUGUCUGUCCCAGAGACAAGUACCCCACAGACAUCAGGAGGCAACAUUGAACAGUAUAUUCAUGAUCUUGACAACAAUUCCUUUGAGCUGGACUUACAGUUUUCUGAAGAUGAAAAGAGGUUACUUCUGGCAAAACAAGCUGGUGGAAAUCCUUGGCAUCAGUUUGUAGAAAAUAACUUAAUCCUAAAAAUGGGCCCCGUGGACAAAAGAAAGGGAUUGUUUGCACGUCGACGUCAAUUGCUCCUCACAGAAGGGCCCCACUUGUAUUACGUGGAUCCUGUCAACAAAGUUCUAAAAGGAGAAAUCCCCUGGUCUUUGGAGUUGCGGCCGGAAGCCAAGAAUUUUAAGACAUUUUUUGUUCAUACACCAAACAGGACAUACUACCUGAUGGACCCGAGUGGGAACGCUCAUAAAUGGUGCAAAAAGAUACAAGAAGUGUGGCGGCACAGAUACCACCAGAAUGCUGCUAAAUAGUAAAGCUCAUCCAAAAUCUCCCAGUUUCUCUUCUUGCUGCUAGAACUUGAUGUGCAGCUGAUCAGAGGAAUCUUUCCAACCCAUCUAUUACCAUCUCAAGGGGAAGCAUAUGUCUGAAAUGUUCUGUUUUUAAAAAAGAAAAAAGGAAAAAAAAAGGCAAAAACCGAAUGGAAUUCAGGGUCGCUUUGCUCGCUCUUUGUGCUUCUGUUGAGGCUUCCACAUGCGUAUCAUUGCAGUGAAGAUCUUGCUUUUGUGCACUUCAACUCAAUUUCUGCAGCAGACUAGUGGAUAGACAUUGCAUUACCAGCUACACUUAAGAUGAGUUAAAACCAAUCCACACGCACACACCCUGAAUCAUGUACCAGCCUUGCGUUUUAUGGGGCUGGAGUUUUCUGUGACUUUCACAUUAUCAUUGAUCUGUAUUUCAUCAGGGAGCUUUUAUAUGCCUCUCCUAAGCACCACUUCUUUUUCUUUUUUUUUUUUUUUCCCUUUUCCUUUCCUCACAGUCCCUGAGCUUAUUGGUGUAUGACAUUUGUAGCCAGGUCAGUUGCACCCUUGUGUAAUUCCUAAUAUAGUUCUGGUUGCAGGAUUUACGUGGUACUUAAAUAAUUAUGUGAAUGAAUCAGAUGUAUGUGUCUGGCAGAUGGGCUCCAGUGAUAGAGGUUGUGAGAGUAAAAUGCUGAACAUGGCACUGAAAAUUUUCUAAAAUUGAAAUGUUGGCUUCUGAAGCAUAUGAAGUUUUAAACGUUCAGUUUAAAUUUUAAUAUGAAUUGUGUGUUUAAUCAAGAGACAAUAAACUUAGCAGCAUGCUUUUAACUAAUACUAACUAAAAAAUUAAUUAGUUAGUAUGGAGGACAAAAACAACAUUACUAUUGAAGUAGUAAGUAGUUUUUCUCCUUUCCGGGAGAUGAGGGCUAGAAGCUUUCUUUACAGGGUGUGCAUGUUUUGUGCAUUUUAGUGGGGCCAACCUAUUUACCUGGAUAGAGAAGAAAGUGUGAAAGCUUUGUACAAUUAUUUGAUUUUUGUUUGUUUCAUUGCAUAAUGAGGUGUACAAACAGUCCUAUUUUUGGUCUUUGGCCUAAUAUUUAAGACCUUUUAGAAACUCUGAAUUGCUCAAAUUUCUUUCAAAAAUUAGAUCCGUACUGUAAUCUGGUUUAAAAAAAAAAAAAUGUUGAUACAAUCGGGAAAACAUAUGGUACUUGAGGCAUAUCUUUAAAAUGAGUUUUUUAUAUCAAUCUCCUUUUAUCCUUUUCAGUAUAAGGCUUUUUUGUGGUCAAACAUUUCCUGUAAUGUUACAAAGACUUUAUGUGGUAAAAACAACUUCCCUAAUGGUAUUUUCAACGUGUCUGUAUUCCUGAACCUUGUGGAGGGAUGAUAGGUCUGAACAAAGGCAUUCCUUCCCUGUUUUGAAAGUGGUAUAAACAUCACACCUAUUUAUUCACCAUCUACACAUCCCAUCUUUUUGCGUGUUGAGGUCUCCAUGAUGUGCUUUUCCUUCUAUCAAAUAAAUAAAUAUUCCACUGCAAUGUUAAAAGGACAAAUGUGCUACUGUUCUAAAAGCAAUAUCUUAAAAGCAGCGGCUCAUCAGACUGUCUCAGAAAAUACCUAAUUGUAAGGGUUUCUUUUUGUUAAGAGAUAUAUUAUUCAUCUUUUUGGGGGGGAGAAAAAAAAAAGGCCAACGAAAAACUGGUUUUACAUGUUUGAAUUCAGUGACAGUUCAGUUCUUCCAACAUUUUUCAUCCUUUCCAAGGAGAGAGUGCAGUGGCCUUUUCUUAUGGAGGAAAUAUAUUCUUUUCUUCUGUUAGCCCACCAUAUAUGCAUAUGUGACAAAAGUAAAUCAGGAGCUUACAGUGCAUGGUGGUGAGGAAGCUAAGGUGUCCUGCAGAAGCGGCUGUGAUGAGAAAAAUAGAAGUGUUCUCUUUGUAUUGUAAGGAAUUUCGCCACAUAAAGCACACUCCUUGCCACUGAAAUUUGAAUAGCAUAGUAUACCUUCCAUCUGUGCCUGUAAUUAAUCCCGUAUUAGCUAUCUUAAGCAAGAUGGUGUUGUGAAUUUACGGUUGUGCACUGUCAUUCUGCAGCUGUCAAAUUCCAGCUACGUUGGGUGAACUCAAGACAGCUGUAAAGCUUUGGAUUUAAUUGUAGAGAUGUAGACUUCAAACAAGUGAGUCUGGCAGUGAUGGAGCUUUGUUGCGUUCUUUGUGAUGAAGCUCAUACAAGAAGUCUGGCAGAGUUAUUCUGCUAAUUAAGCAAAAUCCAUAGCUUCAGUAAGAGCUAGGUUGGGGCUGCCCUUGGCCUUUUCCCUUUUGCUGACUAGAUGGAAAUCUGGAAAUGCUUCAACAAGUAACAAUCAGACUUGCAGUCAUCUUGCUGUUUAAAGACAAAAAAAAAAAAAAAUCUUUUUCAUACCUUGAAAAUUCUGUCAGUAUCCUUCAUUCCUGCCUACCCAAACCUUUCAGCCAAAGAAAUAUGGUUAACAGUAGCCUGCAAAAUUAGUCUGUAAGAUGGAUGUCUGCAUUCUAGUGUACUUGAUGACAGUGUUGUCAUUAGGAAACUGUGAGCCUCUCUUAAAGGCAUCCAUCCCUACCCUUACAACUUCAAUAUUCCAAAUCAAGUAUUCCUCAGCUGCUGCUUUUAAGCAAAACCUAUGACUUUGAAAGACAAAAGCAACCAUGUGGAUUGAAGUAUGCUUUACCAGUUUGUUCACUUACAUGUGUACUGGAAUAUGCUGCAUACUAUGAAGGGUCAGUUCCUGUUUUAGAUGCGUGUACCUGAAGCAGGGCAGUUUCAAGUCUUUGUCUCAAAGAUGACUGCUGUGUCUCAUGGGAGUUCACAGAAUGAAAGGUACAAGGGAGAUUGGUCAGAGCUGCAGAGAAGCCAGGUGAUUUCUCUGCUCUUUAACCAAGUUCUUUCAGAGCACAGAGAUGGGUUGCUGGACACUUGAAAGCUUCAGAAUCCUUAUUGCAAUCCUACUGAAAACCCAGUCUGUUUGAGUUCCGCCUUUUGCAUUUUGAAUAAUGACUGAUCAUUUAUGAAGAUACUGGUCAAUAAUGUUUUAAUUAGUUUUGCUUGGGAUUUGAACUUCAAGAUGUGUUUAUAGCCUCUGUUUUCUGUUGGGCAGAGCUUAAGGCUGAAGUACUACUGCUGGGAAGGAUUAUUGAGUUGCAUAAUUACCUAGUGUCCAGCCCUAUCACAGAAAGUUCAACAUUGCCGUAAUAAACUGAGAGAUGGCUUUGUUCCCAUUGGCCUUAAGUCUGGUUUUGAAAAGGAUUUAUAUUCUGAAAGACUUGCUUCACAUGUGCUGCUGAGGCAGACUGAUGCCCAUUAUUAAUAUCUCAUGUGCUAAGUCCUCAUGUGAAACACGUCAAGGUAUCAGAUAGGACUGUGGUCCACUUAUUUUUCUAGAAUGAUUUAUUUGUGAAGUAUCUGCUAUAUAUAAUCCUGGGGAGGGGUGGGGAGGAGAAGCGCUGUAGAUUGAAUCAAAGAUGUGAUAAUUCUAAUCCACUUUCAUAGUGGAUGCUUAAUUAAAUAUGCUUGAUGUCAUUGUGGACAAAAAAAAAAAACAAACCACAUUUGAUUUCAGCACUCUGUUGGGGAGAUCACUUGUGUGGUGGUAGUUGCCUAAAGAUAUGGUGUGUGGAUUCUGAUUGUCCUUUCUACUGUAUGGAAUUACAUGAAUAGGUGUGGUAUUUAUAUCUGAAGUUUUGCUGAAUGCCUGUAAUACUUUAUGCAAACAUUUUAUUAAUGAAAUGGAAGGAAGUGCUACUACAAAGCUUCGUGAUGCAAAUUGCCUGUCAGUUGAUCAAGUGAGUUUACAGACAAGUAAUUCUCCAUUCCAGAUUGGCGUAUUUUCAGUUUAAGAUGGGUAAAUUCAGAAUUGUUUCCUCUUUAAAUUACUUUUAUACAGCAAAUAAUUGGAGAAGUGAUAAGCACCCAAGGACUCGGUCUGCCUGUUGGCAUGGCAGGGAAUGCAGGUGGCUGCGAUUUGACAAAGCUUCCUUUGACCAUGUACUAACUCUGGAUGUGGCAGUUGUUCUAAAUUGUGGCAGAACAUGUAAUUACUGUAUCUGACAAAAGAAACGAAUAGGAACCAGGAACCAUAAUCUGUCUGGAUAGUUGUACACUAGCUGUUCUUCAGGUUGUUGACGGUCAGUUGUGUGUAAUAUUCUCUACCUGGUUUGUAGCUGUAACUGUGAUGUACAGAUAAAGGAAAAAACAAAAACUCGCACAAAACAAUCCCCCCUCCCCCAAGAACUUACGAAAACAGAAGCAAAUAAUGCAAUGAUAUGAUACACACUUUUGUAUUUUUAUUCUUAUAAGGUUAUUUGCUGGCUUUUGUUGGCCUCUAGUUCAGUCUGUGUUAUUUAAAUUCUAAUAUAUGAAUUAUUUGGAUUGAAUUCAUGUUCGGGGCCAUGGUGUUGUAUGUAUUGAUGUACAGCCUUGAAUGUGAAUAAUUAUUGUAAACUAUAUUUUACACCUUUUUUUCUGGCUUUAUUAUAUAAAUUUUCUAUUGGUCAAUGAUUUAAUCAUAUCUCAUAAUUUAAUAACUGCUUAUACUCCUUCCGACAGAUCUCUGUGCUGUAGAUGUGUAGCUAGUGACCGGAUGAUGGAUUUCACUUAUGCUCGGUAGUCUGUAAUAAAGGCAUGUAGGGUCCUGG